GCUAGAUUCACGCAAGUAAAGCAGCGUGUAAAAACAGCAACAAGAAAAACCCAGAGAGUGAGAGUUGAAAAAGAGAGUUUGACCAGGGUUGCAAAAUUUCAUCGUUUAGACUAGAAAUUUCAACAGAUGACAAAAUUUAAGAAAAAUUAAAUUUAACAAGUUAUCCUCAUAGUUAAAAAGAAGGACAAUGCUCUGGUACUACAAGUUGCUGGCCCGGCGACCCCACUUUGUCGUGGUCGCCGUCGGUGUCUUCUCCGUGGCCUGCAUCGUCGUUGCACUCAUCACCAAAAAGCUGCCCGAUUUCGACGAUCCGACGCUUGGCUUUGAAGCCCGGGGCACCUCGAUCGGACGACGAUGGACGGCGUGGCGAAAUCUGCUCGAGGAAACCAGCCCUUCCGGAAGGUUGAUCGCCAACCCGAAAGAGCUGAUCAGCGAGCGGGAUGCGCAGUCCGGGUUGGCGGCCGGAAGUGAGUUCGGGGGUGUUCGAAAGCGCAAGAAAAACAAGAAAGCAAACGGAAUGAACGGCAAGAAGCGACCCAAGGGAAACAAGAACAUUCGGAUAUUGAAGGAACUUAGCACGCUGAACAAGUCCAGCAACGGAGAGAUGAUAAGCUUUGAAGAGUACGACAACGAUACGUUCAGCCUGCGGCAUGACAACUGGGAAUACGGCAAGAACAUGACUUUCUAUCCGGAUGAAACGGGCAACAAGACAGUCGAGAAGAAACGGGCCAAAUGGGACACGUUGCGCAAUCUGAAGCCGCCGCCGGACAUCGUCGAGAUGCACAUUCCAGCUGAUGGGUUCUUCUGCGAGUCGCCAAACAAAGAGUUCGCCCACUUUGUGGUGCAGCGCGUCAAUUACAACCUCAACGACACCCUGUUCGAGCUGAACGCCUUCCUGGCGAUGUGCGACCUGGAGCAGAAAAUCGUCCAAACCUCGCUGUACGAAGACCUCUGCCAAAAGGAACUCACCAGCGACAACUGCUGCCGGCCGUGGUCGGUCGUAAACUACGUCACGUUCCUGUCCAACAAGAGCAGCUGCUUCGACCUGGACGAGGAGGACAUUGCGAUGGUCAAGACGCUGCUGUUUGAUUGCUUCCAAUACUACCACAACAUGAAGCUGAGCAACGAUUGUGUGCGGUCCAGCUGUGUCGUUCCGCCUCCCUGCAAACAGCACAACGCCGUCUACAACAUUCUGCACUACCUGGCGGAUGUGGAAUUCAUCAAGCUCAAUGAAUCGGCCGAGUUUCUCAACGCGACCAUGAUUUUCCUGCCGAUCGCUCGGAGCACCAAAUCGUUGGAGUUUUACCACAACCUGCAGCAGGAGAACCUCGGCAACGAGCUGGUGGCGGUUGUGGCGAUGGAUAUGGGCCUUAAGUUUGCCCUGUUUGACGAGUGUCUGCUGCGGGACGGAUGGCUCGUCGGGCUGGGCGGAAUCUUCGUUGUGAUUUCGAUGUGGCUGUACACCAAGUCGCUGUUUGUGACGUUAAUGACGGUGGUUGCUGUGAUCUUUUCGCUUGGCAUCGCCUACUUUAUCUACACGCUGAUAUUUGAGCUUUCGUUCUUUCCGUUUAUGAACCUGCUGGCGGUGAUCGUCGUCGUUGGAAUCGGUGCGGACGACGCGUUCAUCUUCCUCAAGAUCUGGCAGUGUGUCAUUGCGGAUCGGAUGAAGGCCACCGGAGCGGUUGUCCCUUUAGGAGGACCAUCAACAUCGUCCUCCUUCGUGUCGGAGGGAGGCAAUGGAACCGGUGGUGGUGCAGUGGGGCCAGGUGCGGCACCGUCGGAUACCCUCGUCGGGAUCAUGGCCAGUACGCUGAAACACGCGGCUCUAUCGAUGCUGGUCACGUCGCUGACGACGGCAGCGGCAUUCUACGCGUCCUACGUCAGCUCCAUCACGGCCGUGCGGUGCUUUGGGAUCUUCUCCGGUACGGCCGUCAUGGCCAACUACGUGAUCAUGAUCACGUGGCUGCCGGCGGCGGUUUCGAUUGCCGAGCGAAUCACGUGCGUUUCGUUGGGGAAACCCGUGGAGACGAUGCUGGCACGGUUGGCCGCGCCCUUUCGGGCCAUCAGUCAAUUAGGCAGGAAGGUCGAGGACGUCAUUAUUUCGCUGGUGAUUAGCGUCCCGUUGUUGUGGAUUGCAUUGUUAGGAAUAAUCGGAAUCUUGAGUGGAGUGAUGGUGCUACACUGGCCCAAGCUGCGGCUGCCGGAUUCGCCCGAUUUUAAGCUCUUCAUCAGCAACCAUCCAUUCGAGCGGUACGACUCCGAAUACAAGGACAUGUUCUGGUUCGAGAAGAUCUACAGUACCUCGGACUCGUUCAAGCUGCCGCUGCGCUUCGUGUGGGGCGUCCAGCCCGUCGACCGGGGCAACUUCCUCGAUCCGGAACGCCGCGGUUUGCUCUACUUCGACGACAGCUUCAACAUGAGCGCGCCCGAAUCGCAGCAGUGGCUCCUCGGCUUCUGCAAGAGCCUCAAGAACCAGACCUUCUACCAGAUGAGCUACGGACUGCUGCUGCCCAACUGCUUCAUCGAGAACUUUAUCAACUGGAUGGCCCGCCGGUGCAACGACUCGAUGGGCGAGAUCGAUCGGACGCCGUGCUGCGAGGUGUCGCUUUCCUUUGCGCCGGACGUGUUUGAGCUGUGUCUGCCCGAGUCGAUCUCGAGUUUGUACGAGACACCGCGGGAGUUUUUCAUUCCGGGCGUGGCGGGGCCAAAGUUUGCCCGGCAGAGCGCGAAUGGGACGGUUGUGAAGGCGGUGGUCAUUGAGUUUGAGAGUAAUCAGGUGUUUACGAUGUCUUACGGGGAGAUUGAUGGUUUUGUGAGGACGGUUGAGGGGUGGUUUGGGCAGAUGUUGGAGGACGCACCGGCGGGGAUGGCGAACGGGUGGUUUACGAGUGAGUUGGAGUUUUUUGACCUGCAGGACACGCUUUCGACGGGGACGUUGGUGGCGAUCUGUAUGGCGAUGGGAGUGGCGUUGUUGGUGCUGCUGCUGGUGACGUUGAACGUGUUGAUCAGUUUGUACGCGAUCGUGACGGUGACGUUUACGAUUCUGACGACGGUGGCCGUUUUAGUGCUGCUGGGUUGGAAGUUGAACGUGCUGGAGAGUGUGGCGGUUAGUACGGCGAUUGGGUUGGCGGUUGAUUUUAGCCUGCAUUAUGGCGUCCAUUAUCGGCUGGCGACCGACUCGGAUCGGCGUUCGUCGACGCACUUUUCGUUGACCCGGAUGAUUGGACCGACGGCGAUGGCCGCGCUGACGACGGGAAUUGCCGGUGCGUUGAUGCUUCCCUCGACGAUUUUGGCCUACAUCCAGAUCGGUGUCUUCCUGGUGAUUGUCAUGUCCAUCAGCUGGAUCUACGCGACGUUCUUCCUGAUGAGUUUGCUGCGCGUGAUCGGACCGCAGUACGGCUUUGGCCAGUUUCGGUAUCCGAAGCUGCGAUCAGCCCUGCGGGACAGCACGAAAGGGCAGAUGGACGGAACCGCCCGGCUCAACCAUCACCACAAUCCGGUGUCCGAGCAGCUGCUGUCCAACUCGAGUUCCGCAGCCGGCGAGCUGGUCGGUUCCGAAUCCCACGAACUGGACUCGCUCACCUCGAACUCGAUCAUCAAACCGAUCAACCUGGACAUUUCGCGCCCGAUCAACUUCGAUCGGGCGUUCAAGAAGAAGUACUCGCUGCCGCGGGAACACAGCCCCUCGACGGCCAGCGCCAUCACGAUGGUCCUUCCGGACGACGUAGACUUUAAGAACGGAUAAUAAGAAGAGGUGUAGUUGUUGUUCUAGAGCCCGCCCCGUUGACUGUUUGAGCAUUUAGGAAAUGUUUAUUCUCGAGCUUAUGAUCAGUAUCAGUAUCAGUUUAACCGUAAAUGUCAUUUGUUUUUAAGCCAUGGACUGUUGCACAGUAGUGAUCAAUGUGUAAGUAUGUGUGUUUGUACUUAUGUAAGUAACGCGUGCCAAAUUGCGUGCACAAAUUAAGAAGAAAGUAUACUUAUUUAGUCAGGUUAAACCGUGCCAAAAAGAGGAGGAAAGAAGAAAGCGCAACACUUUAUAUGUUUUUAAGUCAAGUCAAUCAAAAACCUUUGACAAUAUCUCUACUUACUUAAACACGGACGCAGUCAUUAUACUCGUGAGAGAGAGAGAGAGAGAAAGAUUAGUUUCGAGGCGUAGUAGAAGAAACCAGUAUAUCGUUGUGAAACACAUACCAUUAAAGAAGAAAACCUAACUCGCUUUAGAGUAAUUUGAAACUAAACAGAGGCAGCAUUUAUUUAUGUGGACAGCAGCAGAAGCCGUGUGCAUAUUUGUUAGUAGAAGAAAAAAAAAAAAACAAUGUGUGUGUGUAAAAACUAGAAAAACAAGAAAACUUUAUCAAAAUGGCGAAAAACCAUUGCGCGCGCUGUCUCUGACACAGUGAAAACGGAAGGAGGAUCUCAUCAAAUGAUUAUAUUUAUACUUUUUAAAACUGAACAAACAAAUUAAGCUAACGUUUAGUGAAGAAUCAGACCGUGUGAGGCAACUGUAACGCUCAAAAAAAUAAGAAAAAGAAGAAGAAAAUUAUUGUGAAACACAAUUAUAUAACGUUUUGUGAUAUAUACAUAAACAUUAGAGGACGAAGAAAACGAAUAAGUUUUAAAAAAUCAGCUAGUAUAGUUGAGAAGAAAGAAAAAUAAGAAAAAAAAAACGCGUGCGUACGUUUUCGACGUGUAUGAAAAAUGAUGCAGACAAAUAAAAAGUUGCAAAAAGCUCAA
This is a messenger RNA of Culex quinquefasciatus (southern house mosquito), 4734 nucleotides long. It is a transcript of the gene disp, whose product is annotated as protein dispatched. The record is from RefSeq and is a predicted model, not a curated record. NCBI's taxonomy places the organism in Eukaryota, Metazoa, Arthropoda, Insecta, Diptera, Culicidae.